Molecule: messenger RNA, 1119 nt
Organism: Melitaea cinxia (Glanville fritillary)
Lineage: Eukaryota; Metazoa; Arthropoda; Insecta; Lepidoptera; Nymphalidae
Gene: tara
Exons: 4
Coding region: 1-1119 (372 amino acids)
Cellular component (GO): nucleus
Molecular function (GO): transcription regulator activity
Source: RefSeq, a predicted model, not a curated record
AUGACAUGUUUUGACGCAUCAGGCAGUAAAAGUGUGAGGCGAGAUCUAACGAUUGAUAGAUCGUUCGAAAUUACCGCCGAACGAAUUUUCCUCUUUGUUGUAUUAUUGGGCAACAGUAUCGAUCUGCGUGCGGCACAUUGCUGCGGCGCGAGUCGGCCGGCCCGCCGCCUCGUGAACAUCACAGGGCAUGUAACGCUACUGAUCGGCUACCAUGACGUGAGGUGUUCCGCUAAACUCAUCAAAACACGGUGGGCCGCCGCCUCAUCAGCACAACGACGUAACCGCCUGCCGCCCGGCUCCGCGCGCUCGCCGCCGCCUGGCGAGCCGCUCCGUGCGGCGCUCAACGUUUCAGUCUGCGUUCGGCCUCCGCACACUGCGCUUGGCUCGGGCGGCGGGUGCGGCGCCAAGCGGCGCGCCGGCUCUCCGUGCGAGGGCGGCGGUAAGGUUGCGCGCUGGGAGGACUCGAUAGCGCGCCUGGAGGCGGUGGCCGCCGGCGCGGGCGGCGGCGAGUGCUGGCGCGAAGACGAGGAGCGGCGCGCGUGUCGCCGGCGCUGGUGCGGUGGCUGGUGCGGCGCGCACGACACCAUCCGCGCAGAGAACGGCAAGUCUUACCUCGAGCUGGGCGGCGCCGCCGCGCGCGCCUGCUGCGACGGCCGUGCCGCCGGCCGCUGUGCCUCGCGACGCUGCUAUCGCGAGCGACGCCUCAAAAUGAUGAACCUGUGCGCCUUGAAAUUGGCGCGAUUCCGUCAGACGGCGGACCCCUCCCUGAGACGCUCAGUUCUCGUGUGCAAUACACUGCGAGGUAUCGAGCGGGAAAUGGAACGCGAGAAUGCCGAAGAGACCCCCGCGCCCUUCGAGGCGGCCUGUGUAGCGACGGCGGCGCGAUGCGAGGUCCUGGGCGCACGGGACCCGGCCGCGGGCCGCGCCACUCCCUUCCCUGCGCCGCCGCCGCCAGAUCGCGACUCGGGUUACGGCGACGAGGAGCCGCGAUCCAUCAACUGGGGCUCGGUACUGAGCCUGUCGUCGCGCUCGGCGCUCGACCCCCCCGAGGACGCGUGGCCCGACGACUGGGGCUGGAGCGAGGACAGUUUCGUGCGCCUGCUGGUGCCGACGAGUUAG